AACUCAAUCUGUAGACCAGGCUAGACUUGAACUUGUGGAGAUCCACCUGCCUCUACCUCCCGAGUGCUGGGGUUAAAGGUGUGCGCCACCACCACCCAGCAUAAAUAAUUUUCUUAAAGAUGGUAAAACUGGGGGAAAACUCGGGAUGGAAGUAUUUAGUUUUAACUGCAUACAACACAUUUAGCUGCCUUGGCUUCUUUGGAUUUGUGGACAGAGAAAAUGGAAGGGCUUGGAGUAUGGCUCAUUUUCUAGCAUUUAUAAAGUCCAGGGUUUAUAUCCAGCACUACCUAUAUCCUUAGUACUUGGGAGGUGGAAGCAGGAAGAUCAGAAACUAAAGGUCAUUCUCUUGUACAUUAUGACUUCAAGGUUAGGAAAGAAAAUAUAGAAAAGAUGUAAUUCCCUCUUGAGGAAAAUUUUUGUAAAAUCUGUCCAAGAUGUAAUGAUUUUGGUAAAGUCUUAUUCUGGACAAAACUGUUGAAGCAGAUAGGAGUGUGUCUAGGUUAGUGGUGAAAGACCUGACUUCCACUGUGGCUGUACAUGAAGCUCUCUUGUGAGCCCAAUGCUAGCCACAGCAGAGGCAGUCACUGUUACCAUUGGUCCCUGAGUUCAGCAUUGUGUCAAGUGGCCAGAGCGGGAAAUGAUCCUGUGGGACCAGGCCUGUAUAAGGAAGGACUUGUUGCUGUACAGGUUGUGAAUGUUACUUUAAGCCUACAGAGACUUGCUUACUGAAGGAGGAGCUGCUUCUUAAGGAUCAGGUGUGAAUCUGAAUGAUGACCUCAUCCUUCUAACCAGACUUGCCCUAGACGCUGAGUGGAUGCUUUUCUUAUUACACGUCCUACAGCUGGGAGAAACAGAAUACGAUUGAGACUUCAAGCACUUUCUCUUUGGCACAGCUGGGUAUUCUGUCUCAAGAAGAAAAGAGAGGAGACCUUCUGAAGAUCUGGUAGAGAGGACAGAAGAAAUUUGCAACAUAUUUCAAAGGUGCAGUAAGGAAGAUCAACAAAAAUCCUACUGAGAAUCCAGACAAACUUGUUGGCUUCGUGGCAUCUUCCCAGUUGUGUAGAGCUUGGGUUUUGCAGGAGGAUGAUGAGACAAGGCGCUAAGAGGCCAAAGAGGAGUGUGUGGGAUUCCUGCCUCUCCUUCCCGCUGGAGAAAUCUUCAGUCCACAAGAAGCAUUAGAAAGAAGGCUGAAGAGCUUAUCUUACUUAGCCUGGUCCUGGAUACUGUUGAGUUGAGGACUCCUUUCCACCUGUUUCACCAGGACUUUUGGGACACAUAGGAGGAAGCAAUACUUCUCUUCGUUGGUCAUGUGUCAAGUUACAUUUUGAACACCAGGGCAAGUGAAGGACAGCUUUGUUACCUGGAUCUAAAGGGGACCCAUUCUUUGAACUUAUAUAUGUGAUGCUUGGGAGGUUGUAAACUCAGUCUCCCAAUAUAAAAGCACUCUGCAUUCUUUUCCUUUGAGGACUUCAACAGAUGCAAGUUCCCUGCCAAAAAGACAGAAGGACUUUUCUUUUUUUUCUUCUUCUUCUUAAAUGUGAGUACUUUUGGGGCUAAUGUGAACAAUAAUGUCUUGGAAAAGAAAUUAUUUUUCAGGAAGCCGUGGUAGUGUUCAAGGGAUGUUUGCACCUCGAAGCUCAAUGUCUAUUGCCCCCAGCAAAGGCCUCAGCAAUGAGCCAGGGCAGAACAGCUGCUUCCUCAACAGUGCUCUGCAGGUUUUGUGGCAUUUGGACAUCUUCCGCCGUAGCUUUCGGCAGCUUACAACUCACAAGUGCAUGGGUGACUCCUGCAUUUUCUGUGCUCUCAAGGGCAUUUUUAACCAGUUUCAGUGUAGCAGUGAAAAAGUGCUUCCCUCUGACACUCUCCGCAGUGCUCUGGCAAAGACUUUUCAAGAUGAGCAACGCUUCCAGCUGGGAAUUAUGGAUGAUGCUGCAGAGUGCUUUGAAAACCUCUUGAUGAGAAUUCACUUCCACAUUGCGGAUGAAACCAAAGAGGAUAUAUGUACCGCCCCACACUGCAUUUCUCACCAGAAAUUUGCAAUGACAUUGUUUGAGCAGUGUGUAUGUACUAGCUGCGGUGCCACUUCUGACCCCCUGCCUUUCAUCCAGAUGGUGCAUUACAUCUCUACUACUUCCCUGUGUAACCAGGCUAUUUGUAUGCUGGAAAAACGAGAGAAACCUUCUCCAAGUAUGUUUGGUGAACUGCUUCAGAAUGCCAGCACCAUGGGGGACCUGCGGAACUGUCCGUGCUGUGUUGUGUGUGUAUUUCAGAGUAACUGUGGGGAGAGGAUCCGGAUCCGUCGUGUGUUGAUGAACGCACCACAGAUUAUCACAAUUGGAUUGGUUUGGGACUCAGACCAUUCAGACUUGGCAGAGGAUGUCAUCCACAGUCUGGGCACCUGCCUUAAGUUGGGUGAUCUGUUUUUCAGAGUGACAGAUGACCGGGCUAAACAGUCUGAACUAUACUUAGUAGGAAUGAUCUGUUACUAUGGCAAACAUUAUUCUACAUUCUUUUUUCAAACAAAGAUCCGAAAAUGGAUGUAUUUUGAUGAUGCUCAUGUCAAAGAGAUUGGUCCAAAAUGGAAGGAUGUGGUAACCAAAUGCAUCAAAGGGCAUUAUCAGCCCUUGCUGCUGCUUUAUGCAGAUCCCCAGGGUACCCCAGUGUCUACCCAGGACCUGCCUCCCCAAGCUCAGUUCCUGUCAUACACCAAGACAUGCUACGAUAGUGAAGAUUCAGGAAGGGAGCCUUCCAUCUCAAGUGACACUCGAACAGAUUCCUCAACGGAGAGCUAUCCCUACAAACAUUCUCACCAUGAGUCUGUGGUCAGUCACUUCUCUUCUGAUUCUCAGGGGACAGUCAUCUAUAAUGUGGAGAAUGAUUCCAUGUCUCAGAGCAGUCGGGACACAGGGCACCUGACUGAUAGUGAAUGUAAUCAGAAGCACACAUCGAAGAAAGGGUCCCUGGUAGAGCGCAAGAGGAGCUCUGGGCGUCUUAGGAGGAAAGGUGAUGAGCCACAGGCAUCAGGGUACCACAGUGAAGGAGAAACACUGAAAGAGAAGCAGGCUCCUAGGAAUGCCUCCAAACCCAGCAGCACCAGCAGGCUAAAAGAUUUCAAAGAGACAGUCAGCAAUAUUAUCCACAGCAGGCCUUCCUUGGCUUCUCAUACCAAUGCAGGAUCUCCCUGUGCAGGCAGGGCAGGAGACCAGCCGGACAAGACACCACCAAGGAACUUGCCUUUACACUCUCGGGACUGGGAAACUGAGAGUAUCAGCAGUGAGGCAAAAUACAGUUCUUCCAGCAAGUACCGCCCAACAUGGAGACCCAAACGAGAGUCACUGAAUAUUGACAGCAUUUUUAGUAAGGACAAAAGGAAGCAUUGUGGCUACACUCAGCUUAGGACCUUUUCUGAAGAUUCAGCUAAAGAAUUUACACCAGAUGAAAUAAGCAAGCCAUCUGCUUAUGACAUUAAAGCUGGUGGGUCAAGCUCACAGCAUAAACCCUGGGGCCCAGCCCGGCCAGGUGCUCAUCUUUUAGAGCAGCAUCCACGCCUAAUCCAGCGGAUGGAAUCUGGCUAUGAGAGCAGCGAGAGGAACAGCAGCAGCCCCAUCAGCUUGGAUGCAGCCCCUCCUGAGAGCCUGAAUGUGUACAGGGAUCAAAGCACAAAGAGACCAGGGUUUGUCCCUUCUUGGCGUCAUAUCCCGAAGUCUCACAGCAGUAGCAUCCUGGAGGUAGACUCCUCAGAAACCAUGACUGGCUGGACAAAGACUCAGCCUCUCUCAG
Molecule: messenger RNA, 3780 nt
Organism: Cricetulus griseus (Chinese hamster)
Lineage: Eukaryota; Metazoa; Chordata; Mammalia; Rodentia; Cricetidae
Source: RefSeq, a predicted model, not a curated record